AUGGAUAUUUUGCGUUGUCCUGCGAGGAUGUAUUCACAAACAUCCUUGACGCGCGUGACGGAGCCGCGGUUAUAUAGGCGGGCGACGCGCGCGGCCGGCGACUCCUGCGUGCGCAGCCGCCGCGCGCCCUCGCCCGACAUGCAAAAGAUACUCCCGCGCGACUCGAGCGACUACCGCAAGGUGUACGAGAAAGUUGUCAUUGAAAAGGUCUCGCACCGGAAUGUAGCCCCAACUACA
Molecule: messenger RNA, 237 nt
Organism: Brenthis ino (lesser marbled fritillary)
Lineage: Eukaryota; Metazoa; Arthropoda; Insecta; Lepidoptera; Nymphalidae
Source: the annotation of a GenBank genome assembly